Phoenix dactylifera (date palm) is the source of this 1136-nucleotide messenger RNA. Its product is annotated as protein RGF1 INDUCIBLE TRANSCRIPTION FACTOR 1-like. The record is from RefSeq and is a predicted model, not a curated record. NCBI's taxonomy places the organism in Eukaryota, Viridiplantae, Streptophyta, Magnoliopsida, Arecales, Arecaceae.
UUCCAACCUCGCCAGGGAGAGCACAGGGGCCGCUAACCUUUUCAUCUCUCGUCUCUCCUCUCGCCUUUCCUCUUUUCCCUCCUCCUCUCUCUCUCUCUCACUCGCUCGCGUGGUGUUUCGUGCACUUCUUCCAAACUUCCAUUCUGUUUCUCCCAGUCCUCGUAUCUGCUGAAGUAAGGGAAGCGAAGAUGGUGGGUUUCACGGGCGGGAUGCCCAACUGGUUGGAAACCAUGCUAGGAGAAAGAUUCUUUAAUCCAUGCAUGAUCCACGAGACGGCAAAGAAGAACGAGAAGAACAUCUUCUGUCUCGACUGCUGCUCUAGCUUCUGCCCCCAAUGCAUCCCUCCUCACCGCCCUCACCGCCUCCUCCAGAUUCGGAGAUAUGUGUAUCACGACGUUGUUCGAGUGGGCGAUCUGGGGAAGUUGAUCGACUGUUCUUCCGUUCAAUCGUACACGGCGAACGGCGCAAAGGUUGUGUUUUUGAACGAGCGGGCACUGAGCCGGCCGUUUCGCGGCUCCGGCAACGCCUGCCGCUCCUGCGACCGCCCCCUUCAGGACCCCUACCUCUUCUGCUCCCUCUCCUGCAAGGUGAAGCUGUUGUUGAGGAACGGGGGAGGGCUGGCGAGGGAGCUCCGAGAGUGCGAAUUCCUACCGCUGCCGAGCUCGUUCGAGCUGGACGAGGGCCAUCUCACGCCCGACUCCAUUCUCGAGUCCGCCUCGGCCACCUCCUCCGGCUCCUCCGCCGGGGGCGGCGGCUCGGGGGCCCGGGCCACCUGGAGCACCGCCGGGACGGAGUCCCUCGCCCGGCGGCAAAGAAGCAGCGCGGGCCGCCCGCCCGGUCCGGAGGUCGUGAACCGGAGGAAGAAGGGUGUCCCCAUUAGGGCGCCGCUGCUGUUGAACCGGAGUUGGCCCCGGUUCGGUGCCCUUCGUUUUGGCUGGAGAAUUUGGGAUUAAAUUUGGGAUAUCUUAAGAAUUAUUUAAAAGGAAAGAAGAAAAAUCUUCCCAAUUUUGCGAGGGAAUCUAUAAUGAGUUGCUCAUCACUUAUUCUCCAUUAGUCCAUGUUUCUCUUCUUCUCAUCUUCAACUACAAAACGAUUUGUGUACGAUGUUUUACUUUGAAUUCAAUUUUUAAGUUUCG